AUGAUGUCUGGUCUCAUCAUAACCAUUUCCCUGUUAUGCAUCAGCUUUGUUCUUUCUGUAGCAAAAGAGUGCACAAACACUCCUACGCAGCUCUCAUCUCAUACUUUCCGCUACGACCUUUUGCAAUCUAAGAACGAAUCCUUGAAGACAGAGAUGUUCUCUCAUUACCAUCUAACACCAACAGAUGACUCAGCUUGGUCUAGUUUGUUGCCAAGGAAGAUGUUGAGAGAAGAGGAAGAUGAAUACAGUUGGACUUUGAUGUACAGGAAGUUCAAGAACUCAGACAACGCCUCUGGUAACUUUCUCAAGGAUGUUUCUUUGCACGACGUUAGGCUGGAUCCAGACACCUUCCAUUGGAGGGCUCAGCAGACAAACCUUGAGUAUCUGUUGAUGUUGGAUGUUGAUGGUUUGGCCUGGAGCUUCCGUAAAGCUGCUGGUCUUGCUGCUCCAGGAGAUCCCUAUGGAGGAUGGGAGAGACCAGAUAGUGAACUCCGUGGCCAUUUUGUCGGUCACUAUCUGAGUGCAACGGCUUAUAUGUGGGCAAGCACUCAUAAUGAUACUCUCAAGGCAAAAAUGUCAGCUCUCGUCUCAGCUCUAUCGGAUUGCCAGCAGAAACUUGGCACUGGAUAUCUCUCUGCUUUUCCUUCCAGCUUUUUCGACCGUUUCGAAGCUGUAACGCCUGUUUGGGCUCCUUACUACACCAUUCACAAGAUUUUAGCCGGUCUGGUGGAUCAAUACAAGCUGGCUGGGAACGGCCAAGCUCUAAAAAUGGCGACGUUGAUGGCCGACUAUUUCUACGAACGUGUCCGUAACGUGAUCAAGAAGUACAGCGUUGAACGACACUGGCGAUCGCUAAACGAAGAGACCGGUGGCAUGAAUGAUGUUCUGUAUCAGAUAUUCAGCAUCACUGGUGAUUCAAAGUAUCUGCUACUCGCACACCUCUUUGACAAGCCUUGCUUUCUAGGGGUGCUUGCAAUUCAGGCCGAUGAUAUUAGCGGAUUCCACUCUAACACGCAUAUUCCCAUUGUCGUUGGAUCCCAGCUCCGCUACGAAAUCACUGGUGAUCCACUCCAUAAGGAAAUCUCCAUGUUUUUUAUGGAUAUAGUCAAUGCUUCUCACAGCUAUGCAACUGGAGGAACAUCAGUCAGUGAGUUCUGGCAAGAUCCGAAGAGGAUGGCGACUACGCUGCAGACUGAAAACGAGGAAUCAUGUACUACUUAUAACAUGCUCAAGGUCUCUAGGAACCUCUUCAGGUGGACCAAAGAGGUCAGCUAUGCAGAUUACUAUGAGCGGGCUUUGACAAACGGUGUGCUUGGAAUUCAAAGAGGAACAGAUCCCGGAGUGAUGAUCUACAUGCUCCCAUUGGGUAAAGGUGUUUCUAAGGCUGUCACUUAUCACGGUUGGGGAACUCCUUAUGAUGCCUUCUGGUGUUGCUAUGGCACUGGAAUCGAAUCCUUCUCAAAGCUAGGAGAUUCCAUUUAUUUUCAAGAAGAUGGGGAAUCUCCAGGUCUUUAUGUCACUCAGUAUAUAUCAAGCUCACUCGACUGGAAAUCUGCUGGUCUUUCUCUAUCACAGAAAGUUAAACCAGUUGUGUCGUGGGAUCCGUACAUGCGUGUGACAUUCUCUUUCUCUUCUUCCAAAGGGGGAAUGGGGAAGGAGGCGACUUUGAAUCUAAGAAUUCCGGUCUGGACAAACUCUGUAGGUGCCAAAGUAUCUUUGAAUGGACAAUCCCUGAAAGUACCUGCUUCAGGUAGUUUUCUAUCAAUCAAACAGAACUGGAAAUCCGGCGAUCAAGUAACGAUUGAGCUACCGUUGAGUAUCAGAACCGAAGCUAUAAAAGAUGAUCGGCCGGAGUACUCAUCUCUUCACGCCAUACUCUAUGGCCCUUACUUGUUAGCUGGACACACGAGCAGCGACUGGAGCAUCACAACUCAGGCUAAAGCUGGAAAAUGGAUAAACCCUGUACCUGAAACUUAUAACAGUCACUUAGUCACACUCUCGCAACAAUCUGGAAACACAUCUUACGUCUUGUCAAAUAGCAACAGGACCAUCACGAUGGAAGUAUCGCCUAAGCCAGGGACACAAGCCGCUGUUGCAGCGACUUUCAGGCUCCUGACGACUGCUGUUUCUAAAGCAGGGGUUUUGGGUCCAGAGGAUCUAAUUGGAAGCCUGGUCAUGAUCGAACCGUUUGAUUUCCCUGGCAUGCUUGUGAUGCAAGGAACAAGUAGCUCCAUAGCGGUUCAAGAUUCUUCUUAUACCGACCAAGCAUCUUCUAGCUUCCGGUUAGUAUCUGGAGUUGACGGGAAGCCAGGAAGCGUGUCGUUAAGACUAGAGAGCAAAAAGGGUUGUUAUGUGUACACCGACCAAACAUUAAAGGCGGGAAUGAAACUGAGGCUUGAAUGUGAUUCAGAUGCGACAGAUGAGAAGUUUAAACGGGGAGCAAGCUUUAAGCUAAGCAAAGGGAUGAGCCAAUACAAUCCGAUGAGUUUCGUGAUGAGCGGAAGAGAGAGGAACUUUGUGUUAUCUCCGUUGUUCAGCUUUAGAGAUGAAACUUACAAUGUGUACUUCAGUGUACAAACUUGA
Messenger RNA from Microthlaspi erraticum, 2583 nucleotides. The record is from the annotation of a GenBank genome assembly. NCBI's taxonomy places the organism in Eukaryota, Viridiplantae, Streptophyta, Magnoliopsida, Brassicales, Brassicaceae.